This is a messenger RNA of Fonsecaea nubica, 2637 nucleotides long. RefSeq lists its product as hypothetical. Lineage: Eukaryota; Fungi; Ascomycota; Eurotiomycetes; Chaetothyriales; Herpotrichiellaceae. The transcript is spliced from 2 exons. The record is from RefSeq and is a predicted model, not a curated record. Bases 1 to 2637 code for a protein of 878 amino acids. Gene Ontology annotation, molecular function: protein binding.
AUGCCUUUGGGCUCGCGGAGACCAGUAGUGGGCGGCGCGGACUCCAGGCCCAAGCCGCCAAAGCCUCAGGGGGAAAGUGCGCCUAAUGGCCCUAUGGCAAACACCAACACCCACGCCAACAGGCGCCAAAGUGGGAGGACCACGAGGAGUGGUGAGGGCCGACGAGGCAAUCUUCUAGACCCCGGCGUCCAGCCCGGGAUUAAUCACCGUCCCACCAAAACCUGCAAAAUUUCUAGAGAUUUCGACCAGGACAUGCCUGAGAGCAACGACGACGAAAGUGAGAGUCACCAGCACGACACCUUCUUCCGUCCUGCCAGUUUUCGUAGCCACCCUCGAGAUCAUCUCUCAACCGGCAAACUGAAGUCCCCAACCCGUUCGACGUCGUACACGACACCCCUCCCGCUGUUCACCGAGGAGUCAAAGCCUAAAUCUGGCCAGGCGGCUCCCGCACCCUUGACUGAGCAGAAUCUACGGGCCCUCCUACGAUCCAUCAACGCUGCAGAUACAAAGAAGCAAGAGCCUGGGCGGCGGAGGGGUGUGUCUGAAGCCGCAGAGGGAGUUCCCGAAACAAGCAUCAACUGCAAACUUAGUCCUCCUGCCACUGCCGGUGUCACUCGCACCGCGGGCACAACAGGCUCUGGCCGUGCUGCCUUUGCCUCAGCCCCACCCGCAGUCGCCCUUCCUCCCACUGGCUCAAAUCCAACAUCCAUGCGGAAGUCAAAAUCACCCAAGAAGCAGGACAAGGACAAGGAAAAGAAGAAGUUUAGAAACAACUCCGACCCAGACACCCACCCACUGAAUCUCCCUCCUGACCAACUCCGUCAACAUCUGGCUCAAAUGGCCAGGCAAGAGGCCGAGUCGGCCGGCAGAAUGUCCAUGGAUCGAGAAUUUGCAGACACCAACAACCACGAUUCCUCCAUGUCCAACGGCACCGCAGGCUCGUCGCAGCCGGCCACUCCCUCCAAAGAAGUCCCUGGCGCCUUCUCCGACCAGGCCAACAGCGAUGCCACGAGCAACGGCACCAACGGGCAACACGAGGAGCGAAGUCCCACGCCUCCUCCACACCGCGUUCCUCCUGCACCCAAAGUCGAUGCCGAGGCCUGCAAGGCCGCAGGAAAUAAAUUCUUCAAGGCCAAGGAUUAUGAUCGGGCCAUUGUCGAGUAUACAAAAGCCGUCGAAGCAGAGCCCUCGAAUCCCACGUAUCUGUCAAACCGAGCCGCAGCCUACAUCUCCGCCAACAAAUACAGCCAGGCGCUCGGUGAUUCACUACAGGCCAACCGGUUGGAUCCCAAGAACGAUAAGAUUUUACACCGUCUUGCUCGAAUCUACACCUCUCUAGGACGUCCGCAAGAUGCCUUGGAUACGUACGCCAAAAUCCCUAAUGCGUCAGCCACAGACACUGCGUUGGCUCGCAAAGCCCUGCAGUCAAUCGAAAUGGCGGAGAGGCAAAUCGACACAGAGGACGGAAAUGGUAACAUGGCGCUUUGGAGCAUUGAACAGGCACGUCAAACACUAGGAUCGGGCACCCCCACACCCAGAAGAUGGCAGCUUCUCAAAGCCAAGGCAAAUUUGAAGAUCGGGUCCGCAAAUGCCCUGGGCGAGGUGCAGGGCAUUGCGCAGAAUCUGAUGCGUGAAAACCCUAUGGACGCCGAAGCUAUUGUUCUCGCAGGUCGAGCAUUCUACCUCAAGGACGAUAAGCCUAGACAGGGAAAGAGCGACUAUGAACGAGCCGAAGAUUACUUCCGACAAGCUCUGGCACUCGAUCCUGACAACUCCGAUGCGCGAAACUGGUUGCGAACAAUGAAGAAGCUAGAUAGAGCCCGAACAGCCGCCAACGACAUGUUCAAGCGUGGCAAAUACUCCGACGCCGUCACUGCUUACACGGAAGCUCUCACCAUCGAUCCCACAAACAAGGUCACAAACGCCAAACUGUUGGGAAAUCGUGCUCUAGCCCGGAUCAAAAUCAAGGAAUACGAUGAAGCCAAGGCCGACUGCGACCAAGCUCUUAAACUCGACCCCAGCUACACCAAAGCCCGCAGAACCCGAGCCAAAGCCACUGGAGAAAGCGGUGACUGGGAACAGGCUGUUAAAGAUCUGAAGUCUUUGUCUGAAGAUAACCCCACUGACGCGGAUUUGGCCAAAGAACUCCGUAACGCCGAGUUGGAACUCAAGAAAUCCAAGCGGAAGGAUUACUACAAGAUUCUAGGUAUAGAUAAGGACGCCGGCGACAAGGAUAUCGAGAGGGCUUACAAGAAGAAAGCGGCCCUGCUGCAUCCAGACAAGACGCAGGGCGAUAAGCAGAAGGAAGAGGAGUUUAAAGACUGUCUUGAGGCCAAGGAGACGUUGCUCGAUCCCCAGAAGAGGCACAUGUACGAUUCGGGAGCAGACCUGAUGGAACCUGGGAUGGGCAUGGGUGGAUAUCCUGGCGGCAUGGGGGGCUUUCCUGGUGGUUUCGGAGGGAUGGGAGGAUACCCCGGGGGUGGCUUUGGAGGCAUGGGUGGUGGUGGCGGCGGUGUGCAGAUUGACCCGGAGAUGUUGUUUAAUAUGAUGAACGGAAUGGGUGGUGGAGGGUCCGGUGGCGGCGGCUUCAGGUUCAGCUCAGGUGGAGGACGAGGCGGAUAUUCGCCGUUUGGCUGA